Pseudoliparis swirei is the source of this 1360-nucleotide messenger RNA. RefSeq names its product reactive intermediate imine deaminase A homolog (gene rida). The record is from RefSeq and is a predicted model, not a curated record. The transcript has 6 exons. NCBI's taxonomy places the organism in Eukaryota, Metazoa, Chordata, Actinopteri, Perciformes, Liparidae. Bases 68 to 478 code for a protein of 136 amino acids. Gene Ontology annotation, molecular function: deaminase activity. Gene Ontology annotation, cellular component: cytosol.
CUCUCCUCGUAGCUCUGUGACAGCACUAGUUUCAUUCACGCCGUCUGGUUCACGCAUUCAUAAUAACAUGGCUGCAUUAAUCAGGAGGAUCAUCAGCACAGCUAAAGCUCCCGCCGCUAUCGGCCCGUACAGCCAAGCGGUGCAGGUGGAUCGGACCGUGUACAUCUCGGGGCAGCUGGGGAUGAAUCCUGCCAGUGGACAGUUGGUGGACGGGGGUGUUCAGGCUCAAACCAGACAGGCUCUUGUGAAUAUGGGUGAAAUCCUGAAAGCUGCCGGGUGCGGCUAUGAGAACGUUGUCAAAACCACAGUCCUCUUAACUGACAUGAAUGACUUCACCAGCGUCAACGACAUUUACAAGCAGUUCUUCAGCAUCAACUACCCGGCCAGAGCUGCUUACCAGGUGGCUGCUCUCCCCAGAGCUGGCCUGGUUCAGAUCGAAGCAGUCGCCGUAUUGGGCCCUCUGACCGACGCUUCCUAACAACAAGUGCAUCUAUUAAAAAACAAAGCAAGAACUCUUAUUUUAUCUAAACGAGUGCCUUGUGAAGUCGUGUAAAGUGGAUCCUCUCUCGUUGAGGCUGGAUGAUUAAUUAUUACUCAAUCAUCAAAAAACUUCUUUCGUUUCAUUGAUGUGAACAAAACUAUUUCUGAGCAUAUAAUUGAUCAAAUAUAUUGAUAUAUUUAUAUUUAUAAAUAAUAAAUAUAUAUGUAAUAAUAUACAGGACUGUCUCAGAAAAUUAGAAUAUUGUGAUGAAGUUCUUUAUUUUCUGUAAUGCAAUUAAAAAAACAAAAAUGUCAUGCAUUCUGGAUUCAUUACAAAUCAACUGAAAUAUUGCAAGCCUUUUAUUCUGAUUUAUUGCUGAUUAUGGUUUACAGCUUAAGAAAACUCAAAUAUCCUAUCUCUAAAUAUUAGAAUAUCAUGAAAAAGUAUACUAGUAGGGUAUUAAACAAAUCACUUGAAUUGUCUAAUUAACUCGAAACACCUGCAAGGGUUUCCUGAGCCUUGACAAACACUCAGCUGUUAUAAAUCUUUUUUUUACUUGGUCUGAGGAAAUAUUAAAAUUUUAUGAGAUAGGAUUUUAGAGUUUUCUUAAGCUGUAAGCCAUAAUCAGCAAUAUUAAAAGAAUAAAAGGCUUGCAAUAUUUCAGUUGAUUUGUAAUGAAUCCAGAAUGCAUGACAUUUUUGUUUUUUAAAUUACAUUACAGAAAAUAAAGAACUUUAUCACAAUAUUCUAAUUUUCUGAGACAGUCCUGUAUAUAUAUAUAUAAUAAAUUUAUUAUUAUAUAUAUAUAUUUAUAAUAUAUUUUGAAAUUUCCCCACUGGGACGAAUAAAGGAAUAUCAUAUCAUAUAUCAAAUCUCAAA